AUGUCUCUCCAAGUCAAUGACCCACGGUCGCGCGGCCGUUCCAAGUCUCCGAGCGGCCGUACCCGUGAACGUUCCACGUCUCGCGACCCUCGACUCGAGUCCUCGAGCAAAAGCAAAUAUCUAGUCGCCGACCCCGCGGACGAUAAAACGCGGACCAGGUCAAGAAGCCGCGGCGCCAGCCCUCUUCGUGGCUAUCGAAAGAGUUCCCGUUAUGACUCGGACUCAGAGCACGAGGCAAGAGAUUCAUAUCCGCGUUCUCGGUCCGAUCGCGAUCGCGAUCGCUACUAUCAUUCCGAUUCUGGCGAAGACAGAGGCGCGACGAAGCAAAGCAGUCAACGUUAUUCUCAGACGCCCCAACGGAGAUCGGCGCAACUGGAUGCAUAUUCGGAUGAGGAUAUCUACUCGGAUUCGGAUUCAGAAGAUGACCAUCUAGUCUACGGGGACGUUCCCGGAGGCAUAGAACGUGGGUACUACGGAUACAAGGGCAGCACCAAUGCCUCGGCACCACCAUCCCAGAAACCACUCAUGACCGGAGCACUUGGUCCAGGCGCAAACCCUAGAAGCAGCGCGGAAGCAGUGAGCGGCCAGUCCAGAUAUGCCCCGCAGACCAAUUCUGCUUUCUCCGGCCCUCCCCCUUCUCAAUCAACGUGGGCAGCGGUGCCGGAUUGUGAGAAACCGGGAUUUGUUCCACCAACAUCUCAGCCUGGAGAUCAGUCUAUGCCUGGGGCCUUCCCAACCGCUCCGGCAGGCCAGUCUAAUGUGCGGUAUAUGAGCCCGAGCACUCAACAGAAUCAGUACCCUCAAUGGAAUACGCAGACUACAACAUCUGCAGCUCCGUAUACCACACCAGCCAAUGCUGCGAGUCACCAGCGCGGCCCGUCCGGAGACCCGAAUCUCUAUGCUAACCCACCGGCCUUCCAGUAUGCACAGGUUGACCCAAAUGUCAAAUAUUCCGCCAAGCCUGCAGCCGCUACUGCAUAUGGUUCUAAAGUCGAACAAGCCCAGUAUGGCGGGGUCCGGUACUCGGCAACUCCCCAGUAUCCUCCUACAACCACGAGUGGCCCUGAUAGGGGACCGCAGUACGUCGAGGUGGCACCCGGAACCCGGCCCAGUGGUCGCCCAACCAGUCUCAGCAUUUCUACAGGCAACAGUCUAACCGUUGGAGGAGGUUCCGAUCCCGAUGGCCGACCACCUCUCAGCCCGAUGUUGGAGCCGUACAAGGGGACAUAUCAAAGCAUAUCUCCCAUGCCCUCGCCAAUCCUUAUAGCCCCUAGAGAUGAUGAUAUCUCUGACCUUGAGCCGCUGGACAAUAGCACAGAUAGCGAAAGGCGGAGGAGACGGAAAUCCAAGAAAUCGAAAGACGAAGGGGGUCUUAAGGAACCCAAAAGCGACCGAUCCAAGCGCGGCAGCAGCCGCGUCCGACAUGAGCGCCAUGAUUCCAGGGAUUCUAGGGAGCCAGACUCUCUCGUCCUAAUAUCACCUCAUAGUAGCCGCCGUAAAGUGUCAUUUUAUGACGCUACGGAAGACGCUUUGGCGCUGCGAGAUGCUCUUUCUCACACGCGGAAUAUCGAUACCAAGGUUUUGACCCAAAUACUACCCCAUUUGACAAGUGAUGAAAUGUUGGAUCUUCGGAAGGAAUACAAGAAUCACGUAAAGAUCAGCGGAAAGGGCGUCAACCUAGCCAAGCAUAUCCGGGUCAAGCUAGGGAAUGGCUCACUCGGAAAGGUCUGCUAUGCAACAGCGCUUGGGCGCUGGGAAUCCGAAGCCUUUUGGGCAAACUGCUACUAUCAGUCUGGGUCGUCUAGACGUGAACUUCUCAUCGAAUCCCUCUUCGGGCGCAGCAAUGGCGAGAUGCGCGAAAUCAAGGAGUCAUUCAAGGACUCUCGCUAUACCAACAGCCUCGAAAAGUGUAUGAAGGCCGAACUAAAGGCGGACAAGUUUCGAACGGCCGUCUUACUUACCCUGGAGGAGAGUCGGCAAAGCGAACGCGACCCUAUCGACCCUGAUUUGGUUCACCGUGACGUACAGGCCCUUCAUGCUGCUCUCGUCUCGCGCAAUGGUGGCGAGACUGCCAUGAUCUAUAUUAUCGUCCGCCGGAGCGACUCUCACCUACGUGAAGUGCUACGUGCGUACGAGAAAAUUUACCAGCGAAACUUUGCUCGCGAGAUGAUUCAAAAGUCUCAGAACCUUGUGGGUGAAACACUCGCACAUAUCCUCAAUGGAGCGAUUAACAGACCAAUGCGAGACGCACUGCUUUUACACCAGGCCUUGCACGAAUCUCGCUCUGGAAAAGAGAGAUCUGAGCUGCUGAUCUCUCGUCUCGUUCGUCUUCACUGGGAGCCUCGCCAUUUGGAGAAUGUGAAGUCGGAGUACCGCCGGCGUUACGGGGCGCGACUGGAGGAGGCGAUUGCGGAGGAAAUCUUACCGACGACUGGGGGCAGCGAGUGGGGCGAAUUCUGCAUACAAUUGGCCCAGAGUUCAAAAACUCUUGCCGGGAGAGGCCGAGGUUGA
Aspergillus calidoustus is the source of this 2511-nucleotide messenger RNA. The record is from the annotation of a GenBank genome assembly. NCBI's taxonomy places the organism in Eukaryota, Fungi, Ascomycota, Eurotiomycetes, Eurotiales, Aspergillaceae.